UAAUAAUUUCUAUAAAUACACCUUAAACAUUCAAUAUGUCAUCUGGUUCAGACGAGGAAGAGAUUCAAACAGAAGUGAUAUAUGAAGGCUCCGUUGAGGAAAGCUCUGUGGAAGAUCCACCCAUGACCGAGUGGUCUUCAUUGAUCAUAGAAAUGCCAGAAGAAAAUCUUAAGAAAGUUUUGCAUGCGCAAGGUUUGUACAAGCCUGGAAGUGGAGAAAUAUGUGGAAAGUACAUAGGUAUGUCGCAGAGUUCAGUAAUCAUCCAUCCAUACUACAACUAUCCAGCUGUGUUAGAUCCUGGAAUAAAGGAUGCCCUUCUUAAACCGGAACCAAGAGUUGUAUAUCCUGAAGAUGGACAGGAUUUAUACUUGUCUGUUUGCAGGGAAAUGAAUCAAUGUCCAGUCAGAAUGUUCCAUCAAGGGUUAGUCACGGAUACAAUUGACUUGAGGUACUAUAGCGUGAACCCAUAUGGAGUUCGUCCAAUGGCGCUAGCACUGCAGUAUAAUAAGAAUGUUACAACAUUCAACUUAACCGAUAAUUUCCUUAACGAUGAUGCAUGCUUCCAUCUCGGAGAUAUGUUAACAUCAAAUUCUAAUUUAACUGAGUUGAACUUAUCCGGCUGCAGGAUUGGAGCAUCAGGAGCCUCAAAACUCUUUUCCGGAUUAUUGUUGAAUAAAAACCUACGAAUUUUAAACUUGGACAAAAAUGAGUUAGGUGAUCUUGGCAUAGAGCAUUUUGCCCAAGUAGUCUUUCGAGGUAUCAAUCUGAAACAAAUUUCUUUGAGCAAAAAUAAUAUUACUGGCAAGUCAAUCAAUAUAUUGGCUGAAGCUUUUGAAACACACAACCAUCUAACACAUAUUGAUAUUUCAAGGAAUAAUUUAAGUGCACCACAAAAUGGAAUUGUGAAUUUACUUAAUCAAUUGGCUGAAAAUAAAGCAUUGCAAGAACUAUAUCUCUCAUGGGAUGCUCUAUCCGGUGUCCGUACUGCAACUGCUAUAAAAGCAGUGACGAGAGCUCCUAAUUUACGAGUAUUAGAUCUCAGUUAUAAUAGACUUGUAGGCGAAGCAGUUGAAACUUUAAUAGGAAGUCUCGGUAAAGCGAAAAAGAUGGUGACUCUCAAUUUAUCCAACAAUCCUAUGACACCGGAAGAUGCUCUUAAGGUACUAAAUAAAAUGAAAUCCAAUGCAGUUAAAAUACAAAAUCUUAUCAUGGAAAAUGUUUCCGUGAACAUGACCUUUUUAAAGGUCUUCAAUCAAAUUAAAUCAUUGAAAACAAAGAAAAAUGCUGUUAUUGUGUAUGGCGGUGUCCUUGGAGCUUAUGAUAUAGCCGGUCCAGACAUGAGAGACCUGGUUCUCAAUCGCGCCGAGUUUUUAACUAAGAAGGGUAAAAAACACAAAGUCGACGUCGCACUAAUGGCAAUGCAGAUUUUGAAAGACAAUGGGGAAAUAAUGCCGACCAAAGAAUUUGCCGAUGCAGUUGCAGCAACUGGCGCGCCUUUGGAUGAUGAUCUUGUCAAUGAAAUCGCCUCAACUUUUCCGGGACCGAAAACGGCAAAGACAAAAACUGUAGAUCUAGCAAGCCUCGUCGAUUUCGUCAAGAGAAAAUGGCCAGAUAGAGAAUUACCUCCUACACCUCCACCAGAACCUGAGGUGCAACCAGAAGAAGAAAUUCAGCCAAUAGAAGAAACAAAAAAUGAAUCAACCAAAACACCAAAGAAAAACAAGAAUACUGGUUUUAAAUAGUUUCCAUCAAGCGAUAUCGUUUAUAUUAUUUUUUUA
Molecule: messenger RNA, 1778 nt
Organism: Colias croceus (clouded yellow)
Lineage: Eukaryota; Metazoa; Arthropoda; Insecta; Lepidoptera; Pieridae
Exons: 1
Coding region: 36-1742 (568 amino acids)
Biological process (GO): activation of GTPase activity; nucleocytoplasmic transport
Cellular component (GO): nucleus; cytosol; perinuclear region of cytoplasm
Molecular function (GO): small GTPase binding; GTPase activator activity
Source: RefSeq, a predicted model, not a curated record